AGGCCACAAAACUCCAGAGUCUAGACAUCAUUAUUAAGCUGUUCAAAACCCAUUAUCUUCCAACCCAUAGAUUCCCAUUCCAGUACUUAAUUUGCAAGAUCUAAACUAAUCAAUAUCGUUAUUAUCCUGGCCAAUGUAAUUUAUUCACAAAAUUAAAGUCCUUAAACGUUUAUUUUGAUUUUUUUUCCUAACUUUUUUUACUCCCAGUUCCCACGUGGGGGAUGCCCAUUAUCAAUGACAUCUUACUCCUACUAGAACUCUACAAUUUCUCAUUUUCUCCCUCUAGAGAUCUUGAACAAUACUAAUUUUUUUCACAGCCCAUCUUUUUCUGUUCAAAACCCUCUACAACCGACUUUUUUGAAGUAAAAACUAAGGCCUACUCGUUGUAUUUUGGUAGAAAGCUGGAGAAUUUAUAAACAUUAUGUGGUAAUUAUGCUUCAGUAUAUACAUUUUUCUGAUUUAAUUUAUGCCCAUGUUUACAUCUUUGAAUCUCCUGCUCAUUUAAGUUUGUGGGUAUAGACUAGUUUUUUGUGGGUUUUUUUGUACUAUGAAUUUUUUGAUAGAUGAAAUUUUAGCUAAAGUUUGAUCCUUUUUAUGAGUUGGAUCUUCAUGUUUUGUUAUUGGGUUCAAUGGGAAAGGUGGGAACUUUCAUGCUUCUAAAGGUUGGAAAAUGGUGUUUUGUGCAUGGUUUAUAAUGAUGAUAUGAUUAUGACAAGCAUGAUGGAAGUAAGAAUUUGAUGCAAAUGGUGGUAUGAUUGUGAUAUUGAAGUUGUAAUCUUGCUAAUUUAUGUGGAAAAAUUGAGAAUUUGAUUGUUUUUAAGAUUGGAUUUUAUAUAAGGGUUAGUUGUCCAUUUGUUAAGGGUAUCUAGACUAGUUAAAAUGGCUUCAAUUAGAAGAACACUUUCUCCUGUUCCUCGUCCUGGUUCGAGAUCGAAUGGUGAAGCUUGUUCAGUGGCAUCUCCAUUAUCUAAAUCAUCAUCUGUUGUACAAAACCCUUUACAACCAAAUGGAUUAUCAUAUUCUUAUUUUAAUUCAUUGGAGUAUGCAUUGUAUAAGGUGCAUAACUAUAUACUUGGUUGGUUCUCACAUAGAUCGUCGCGUCCGUUAGAUAGAUCAAAACCUAAAGGCCAUGUAUGGAAGAGGGCACUCCUACAUUUUCUAGUAUGCUUCUUGGUUGGACUAUCUAUUGGGUUGACCCCUUUUGGCUCUAUGAAUUUCCCAGCAAGAAUUUCGCCUCAUCAUCAAACUCUUUUCUUUGACAUAAUUCCUUCGAGUGUUAAAUACCCUCCUUUUAGUGCUAGGAAUAUUUCCAUGGCUGACGAGAAUAAGUUGAAUGUGGAAAAUGCUACCUUGCAAGAGCAAGUGGAAAGUAUAUCAAGUGAAACACUUGCUAUUAAACUGGUUAUUGAGGACCCACCAUUGGAAGUUAACAAGCUCUUGAUAGUUAUUACCCCAACGAAUUCUCGGCCAUUUCAAGCUUACUAUCUCAAUCGAUUGGGACAAACGUUGAAACUUGUUCCACCACCAUUGGUAUGGAUUGUUGUUGAAAUGGACUCUCAAUCUAUCGAAACAGCAGAGAUUUUGAGGAAGACUGGACUUAUGUACAGACAUUUGGUUUGCAAUAAGAAUAUAACUGAUAUAAAGUACAGAAAUGUUUAUCAGAGAAAUGCUGCCUUGGCACAUAUUGAAACGCAUCGCCUUAAUGGAAUCGUAUAUUUUGCAGAUGAUGCCAAUGUUUACUCUGUUGAUCUUUUUACUCAGUUGAGGCAGAUAAGGAGAUUUGGGACUUGGAAGGUGGCCGCACUUUCGAUGAGGGGUGCAAUUUUUCGUGAUGGCCCUGUAUUUAAUGGGAGUGAGAUUAUCGGUUGGAGCACUCGUGAAUUGACUCGGCGAUUUCAUGCUGAUAUGUCUGGUUUUGCUUUCAAUAGUACUAUACUAUGGGAUCCAAAGAGAUGGCACCGCCAUAUACUUGAGCCUAUUCGGCAGAUUGACACUCUAAAAGAGAGAUUCCUGGCGAGUGCGUUCAUUGAGCAAAUUGUAGAGGAUGAAAGCCAAAUGGAGGGGUUACUAGGGAAUUGCUCGAGCAUUAUGGUAUGGCGCUUUCCCCUUGAAUCAUCUUCCUCAUCAUACCCUCGCCAGUGGUUUAUCAGCAGAAAUGUCGAGAAGCAACUUUCAACUGAAGUGGUAUGACCUGAAGUAAGAAGAAAUUAAUACUCCCUAAAAGCAUAGAACACAUUGCAAAACAGCAAGUGCAGCUUAUACUAAUUUUACACCCCCAACAAGAAGAGGGAGUGUAUCUAGGUUUCGAAUUUUUUGCGGGGCUAGAUAUUGUAGUUAUACAGAUCUUUAGUGAUCUUCCGUCCCUGGCUCGCCAUAUAUUAGUUUUGCCUUUGCAAAGAUGCAAAAGUGCAUUGAGAUUUCUAUUCUAGGAUUGUGAAAUUGUUCAAACUAGAAUCUAUCAUUGAGUAGUAGAGAGAAUUCAAUCCGUUUUUCGCAUUUUUUUGUAGUUUCAGGCUGAUGAAAAAUUGUAACUUGGUAUUUUCAAUUGUGACUUGUGGGGAAUUUGUUGAUACAUCAUCAUUAGCUUAUAUAUUAGUCUAAAAUCUUUUUGAUUUUUCGAUGUGAUAUCAUAUAUGGAUUAUUUUUUCCAACAAAAUAAAUAGACUAUAUUUCUAUCGAUGUUAAUCUAAUUAUACUUCAU
Messenger RNA from Amaranthus tricolor (Joseph's coat), 2701 nucleotides. RefSeq names its product probable beta-1,4-xylosyltransferase IRX9H. The record is from RefSeq and is a predicted model, not a curated record. Gene Ontology annotation, cellular component: Golgi membrane. Gene Ontology annotation, biological process: glucuronoxylan biosynthetic process; plant-type secondary cell wall biogenesis. The transcript has 4 exons. Gene Ontology annotation, molecular function: xylosyltransferase activity; galactosylgalactosylxylosylprotein 3-beta-glucuronosyltransferase activity. Bases 880 to 2190 code for a protein of 436 amino acids. NCBI's taxonomy places the organism in Eukaryota, Viridiplantae, Streptophyta, Magnoliopsida, Caryophyllales, Amaranthaceae.